Lates calcarifer (barramundi perch) is the source of this 2009-nucleotide messenger RNA. It is a transcript of the gene tmem203, whose product is annotated as transmembrane protein 203. The record is from RefSeq and is a predicted model, not a curated record. Gene Ontology annotation, biological process: intracellular calcium ion homeostasis. The coding region runs from base 412 to 828 and encodes 138 amino acids. Gene Ontology annotation, cellular component: endoplasmic reticulum. NCBI's taxonomy places the organism in Eukaryota, Metazoa, Chordata, Actinopteri, Centropomidae. The transcript is spliced from 2 exons.
UUUGUCUUCUCGCGAUAAUCUCCUGCGCGAGAAAAAAGCCAAAGGUAGUACGAUGCUAACGGCUGAUUAGCUCUGUGUUAAGACGUUUGUCGUUCAGCUAGAUGGGGGAGAAGACGCCCGACUGUUGCUAAGGAAGGAAGGGUUUCCAGGUCUCCAAAGAGGCUGAGAUCGGAACAACUUCCUGCCUUCACCAACCGCAAACAACCUCCUCAGGGUGGAUUUGAAGAUGUAGCCAAGACAGAAGAUUGUCAUCUCUGCAGUACUUCAACAUUCGUGCCCAGACGUAAUCAGUGACUCCUCACCUCCACCCUCUGCCAUCCUAACUCUGGAGCACUUUGACCCCCACCCAGGGCUCCCCAGUGCGUGACUCAGUCAGUCCGUCCCUGGUUGAAGACCCCACUGUACUCAGCCAUGCUGUUCUCCCUGAGGGAGCUGGUCCAGUGGCUGGGCUUCGCCACCUUUGAACUGUUCCUCCACCUGUUAGCUUUGCUGGUCUUCAGCAUGCUGGUUGCUCUGCGAGCUGACAUGUUCACACCCACACUGAGCUGGUGGCUGGUCUUCGUCCCGCUGUUUGCUGCCGACGGCCUCAGCACCUACUUCACGGCCAUCGUGUCCAUCCGUCUUUACCAGGAGAAUGAGAAGCGUCUGGCGGUCCUGCGGCUCCUCUGGGUGCUGACGGUGCUCAGCCUGAAGCUGGUGUGUGAGGUGCUGCUGUGUCAGAAGCUGGCGGAGCAGGAACAAGCCAGAGACCUGUGGUUUGGCCUCAUCGUCUCACCGCUGUUCAUCCUGCUGCAGCUGCUGAUGAUACGAGCAUGCCGUGUCAACUGAGAGGAGGCAGUCGGUGGCUGUGCUUUCACAUCACAGAGCAGAUAGCAGUCUUCAUCUGCCAUUAGAGAUUUAAAGCAUAACAAUAGUGUAUUUUUCUUUUGGCUCAUUGGCACCUUUUCACCCACAUGUUCCAGGUCACACCAAAAUCCAAUUUCUUAUCAUUUGUUUUUCUAAUAACAUCAAAAUUAACAAAUGUUUUCAACGCUUACUUGAGUGAUAAUGUAGUAUUUUAAGAAAAGAGCAGACUGUUGUGUGUUACUAAAUGCUAAAAUGAUGGACCUUUAAGAUGGACUGGAAUGCUGAAUGUGGCCCAGGCCAUCAGUGACUGACUUCAUUCACCUGGAGUGGCUUGAAUCAGAAUAGUGGAGGCUCUUAUAUUACCAUAUGGUUUGGAAAUGAAAAGAGUAGCAGCAUGACCACAUACUUUUGGCCAUGUAGUGUAAACAUAUUUAAUACCUAGUUAACUAGUGCUACAUUGAAGUUUUAAAAAGACUGAAUGGAAGUAGAAUUUAUGGUGGACAAUGAGCCAUGAGGGAAAUCUAUACCAGAGUUAUGUUUUAAUGCACAUAUGCACACAACACAUAUAGAUUAAAUAAACUGGUGAAACCUUAAGGCAGUAAUACCACAGGCAAUUUUUUUGGCAACUUUCAUGGGCAACAGCUGCAGCAUUGAUUCUUUUUUCCCCAGAGGAGGCAGAUGGUUGUUGGCAAAUUUUAUUAGAUUUAUUAUCUUAUGUCUCACUUUGUUGCCUGUUAAUCAGAGUGUUACUCAUGCAUUUUACCCUUGAACUGCCUAGUUUGUCAGCUCCAUCAGUGAGACUGGUCUGGACAGCAAGACGCUGGUUCUGAAACUUGUUGUCACCUCACAGUCUCACUCCAAUGCAGAAGACGUGAAUGUGAUUUCCACUGGCAGUCAAUUGUGACCACACAUCUUCCCUGAAUAUUGCUGUUUAUUUCUACAAUAUUUUUUUUCUAUCUUACCUUGUGUAUGUGCCGCAUGUAUUAUGUAUUAUAUUACGUACGUGUGCCUCAUUUUAAGGUAAUUCCAGACGUGAAAUUCUGUGUAAUAUGUAUAUGUUGAUUCUGGGACGAAAUCCACCAAAAAUAUUAUUUAUGUUCUUGUUAUGGCACCGUUACUGUCAUGUGUAUAUAUAUGUAAAUAAACCAUCAACAUUUUACCAA